UACCUAAGCAUCGGAUCCGGACACGGCCCUAAUGGACACGUGGCUUCCUUGGAAGAAAUCAUGGCGUGAGCUAGAUACGUAGAUAAAGCGAAUAAUUCAGUAAUUUGGUUCCAAGAGGGAGAGACAGAGAGGAGGAACGAGAGGGAGAGAGGAGGCGUAGCAAUAUAUAUUCUUCGUCCGUGGAUUUCUCUCAUUCUCUCUCCUCUUCGCCGGAGGAGAAAACAGUGGCUGGCAGCGGAUAAAUAUUUUUAUGGUCGAUAAUGGAGUGGUGGGAUAAGAUGAUGCAUCCUGCACGAAGGGUUUGGAAGAGCUUCGUGGUGCGUAUUGGAAUUCGCAAACCAGGGCUACUCAAGCUGCGACAUGAUGUCAGGGCUUGUGAAUAUGAGGAUGUGCGUGUUAUGUGGGAGAUGCUGAGAAGAAAUGAAACUGAAAAUGCUAAACUCUCAGGGAAUGGCAAGAAGAGAUCCUUCUGGAAUUGCUUUAGCUGGGCUAGGUGCAGUCCAUAUUUUGGCCGCAGCUAUUGAUCAUUUCACAUGGGAGGACUUUAGUCCUCUAUUUCAUUUGAAAUGAAUGAGAUAUGGAUAUCAAUUGAUAAUAAAAGAGCAAGGAGGACUCUGUAGAUGUGAGAUUGUCUUAUUUUCAUUUCAAGUUAGCCGUUUGUACAUAUCAUCUUCCCCAUUUAGAUGGAUGUAUCUCUCUCCUUGUCCUUGUGUUUUAUCUCCAAUGGAAUAAACUGCUUUUUGUGGUUUAUGUGAUCU
Jatropha curcas is the source of this 758-nucleotide messenger RNA. RefSeq names its product elongation factor. NCBI's taxonomy places the organism in Eukaryota, Viridiplantae, Streptophyta, Magnoliopsida, Malpighiales, Euphorbiaceae. The record is from RefSeq and is a predicted model, not a curated record.